CCGUCAGCCGCUCCGCUUACACAGUCCUGCUGUACAAGUACAUACAUCCGUACGUAACACGGCGCAUGCGCCGCACCGCAGAGGGCCUCAUCGAAUCAGCAACAACCUCACCACAAAGUCCGAGACACGACAAUAAAUAACACGACGCACCGAACAACAUCAACAUGGCUCUCCAACCACAGCCGCUGUCAGCCUACGCCGGCUACGCGCACUUCAUCGUGACCUCGCCCUCGCCGAGCCACCACCCGUUCGUAGCGCACGUCGAGAUCAACCGGCCGGCCAAGCUGAACGCCUUCCACGAGGCCAUGUGGCACGAGCUACGGCGCGUGUUCCAGCAGCUGUCGGCGGACCCGGACGUUCGCGCCGUCGUGCUCUCGGGCGCGGGGGACCGCGCCUUCACCGCGGGGCUCGACGUCACGGCCGCGAGCGAGGGCGGCGUGCUGGCGUCGGCCGAGGCUCAGGGGCUGGACGCGGCGCGGAAGGCAGCCCGGCUGCGGCAGUAUAUCGCCGAUUUCCAGGAGUGUAUCUCCGCAGUGGAGAAGUGCGAGAAGCCUGUCAUCUGCGUCAUGCACGGCAUCUCCAUCGGGCUGGCGAUCGAUAUCUCGUGCUGCGCCGACAUCCGGCUAUGUUCCCAGGACGCUCAGUUUGCCGUCAAGGAGGUCGACAUCGGGCUGGCGGCUGACAUCGGCACGCUGGCGCGGCUGCCCAAGGUGGUGGGCAGCCAGUCCUGGGUCAAGGACGUUUGCCUCACCGCGCGCGACUUCAGCGCGGUCGAGGCGCUGUCCGUGGGGUUCGUCAGCCAGGUGCAUGAAUCCAAGGCGGCCGCGCUGGCCGUGGCCGUCGAGAUGGCCGGCUUUAUCGCCUCCAAGAGCCCCGUGGCGGUGCAGGGAACCAAGGAGCUGCUGAAUCACAGUCGGGAUCAUACGGUUGAUGACAACCUGAGGUAUACCGGGGUUUGGAAUGCUGCUGCGCUCCAGACGAAUGAUGUGGCGGCCGCGCUCAUGUCGGGCCUCAAGAAGAAGAAGCCCACGUUUGAGAAGCUAUGAAUGGGGUCCGGACAUAGUGGGUUUAUGGCUUGUUGGUUUGAGAGAUCCGAUCGUGUCCGUAUUUAUGGUCGACUUAAAGGGCCACCCG
Chaetomium strumarium is the source of this 1134-nucleotide messenger RNA. RefSeq names its product ClpP/crotonase-like domain-containing protein. The record is from RefSeq and is a predicted model, not a curated record. The coding region runs from base 165 to 1046 and encodes 293 amino acids. Gene Ontology annotation, molecular function: delta(3,5)-delta(2,4)-dienoyl-CoA isomerase activity. Gene Ontology annotation, cellular component: mitochondrion. Lineage: Eukaryota; Fungi; Ascomycota; Sordariomycetes; Sordariales; Chaetomiaceae. The transcript is spliced from 3 exons.